Molecule: messenger RNA, 444 nt
Organism: Prorocentrum cordatum
Lineage: Eukaryota; Dinophyceae; Prorocentrales; Prorocentraceae
Source: the annotation of a GenBank genome assembly
AUGGCUCUUAAACGUAUCCAAAAAGAGUUAACAGACCUUGGGAAUGACCCGCCAGCUAAUUGUUCAGCCGGCCCUGUUGGAGAUGACAUGUUCAAUUGGCAGGCGACCAUCAUGGGACCGCCAGAUUCUGCCUACACGGGCGGAGUCUUCUUUUUGAACAUUCAGUUCCCGUCUGACUACCCUUUCAAGCCUCCCAAAGUGGGCUUCACGACGAAGAUCUACCACUGCAACGUGAACGCCAAUGGAGCUAUUUGCCUCGACAUUCUGAAGGACCAGUGGAGCCCCGCGCUGACGAUCUCAAAAGUGCUGCUCUCCAUCUCCUCGCUCCUCACCGACCCGAACCCGAACGAUCCGCUGGUGCCAGAGAUCGCCCAGCUUUACCUGAAGGACCGCGCGAAGCACGAGGCGACGGCCAGGGAGUGGGUGUCGAAGUACGCCACGUGA